GGCGGUGCACGACGCCGUCGUCUCCCUCUUUUUAUCUGCCCCGCGAGGCCACAGCGCUACCUGCUGGCGGCUCCCUCGUAGACGCGCUCCACAUGUCCCCCGCUUUAUCUACCCCGUAGCCAUAGCCACGGCCAGCCUCUCGAGCUCUCUCGCACUCCCACUCCCUCUCCCUCGCGCCCAUUCUUCCUCUUCGUCGUCCUUCCCUGCUCGUCUGCUCUCGUCUUCUUUAAUUAGCUGCUGCGUCUUCUUCCUGGCCUGAGUGAGGGUUUCGAAGGAUUCGUCAGGGGGUCGCCAUCGCCGCCGUUGUGACGGCGGCGGCGGAGUUUGGCACCGCGCGAGUUCUUCAGAGCUUUCGACGCCUAUUUUUAGGUGGACGACGCGUCUCGCGUUCCUUCUGCCCUACCCAACCCAACUCGAGUUUCUUUCUUUCCAUUCCGUGACGUUGUUCGUUCCAUGCUGAUUCCCUUCCAUAUUUGCUCCAGCCAGGCCAUCGGCGGCUGCGUGGCUGCGCUCCUCCUGUUUUUAAUUUAUUGCGUGCCUUCUUUGCCUCUCACCUCAUAAAAUUUUUUUAAUAAUUCCUUGGGAUCUGAGGGGAUCCGCGGAGCGGGUUUGGUAGGAUCGUGGGCAGAGAGAUUUUAGCCACGAGUGGAGGAGAAAAACCAGUCUUCGUUUCGCUGUGACUUGCAGUCCGCUCUUGAUGAGCUUCGGCGGCAUGUUCGAUGGCGCCGCCGGCUCCGGCGUCUUCUCCUACGACGCUACGGGGGGAGGCGGCACGGGCAUGCACAACCCCAGCCGCCUUAUCCCCGCCCCGCCUCUACCGAAACCCGGCGGAUUCGGCGCCACCGGCCUCUCCCUCGGCCUGCAAACGAACAUGGAAGGGGGGCAACUGGCCGACUUGAGUCGUAUGGGCUUGAUUGGCAGCGGCGGGAGCGCGAGCGGAGGCGACGGCGACUCGCUGGGCCGCGCCCGGGGGGAGGACGAGAACGACAGCCGGUCAGGCAGCGACAACGUCGACGGCGCCUCCGGUGACGAGCUCGACCCGGACAACAGUAACCCGCGCAAGAAGAAGAAGCGAUACCAUCGCCACACACCGCAGCAAAUCCAAGAACUCGAAGCUGUGUUCAAGGAGUGCCCCCAUCCCGACGAGAAGCAAAGGAUGGAGCUCAGCAAGCGGCUCAACCUAGAGAGCCGCCAGGUCAAGUUCUGGUUCCAGAAUCGCCGCACGCAGAUGAAGACGCAGAUCGAGCGGCACGAGAACGCGCUGCUGAGGCAGGAGAACGACAAGCUGCGGGCGGAGAACAUGACGAUCCGGGAGGCCAUGCGCAACCCCAUCUGCACCAACUGCGGCGGCGCGGCCGUGCUCGGCGAGGUGUCGCUGGAGGAGCAGCACCUCCGCAUAGAGAACGCGCGGCUCAAGGACGAGCUGGACCGCGUCUGCGCCCUCGCCGGCAAGUUCCUCGGCCGCCCAAUCUCCUCCGGCAGCUCCAUGUCCCUGCAAGGGUGCUCCGGCCUCGAGCUCGGCGUCGGCACCAACGGCGGCUUCGGGCUCGGCCCCCUCGGCGCGUCCGCGCUGCAGCCCCUCCCCGACCUAAUGGGCGCCGGCGGCCUGCCCGGCCCCGUGGGUUCGGCGGCGGCCAUGCGCCUGCCCGUGGGCAUCGGCGCCCUCGACGGCGCGAUGCACGGGGCGGCCGACGGCAUCGACCGCACCGUCCUCCUCGAGCUGGGGCUCGCCGCAAUGGAGGAGCUCAUGAAAGUGGCGCAGAUGGACGAGCCGCUCUGGCUCCGCAGCCCGGACGGCGGCGGCGGCCUGGAGACGCUCAACUUCGACGAGUACCACCGAGCGUUCGCCCGGGUGUUCGGCCCGAGCCCCGCCGGCUACGUCUCCGAGGCUACCCGCGAGGCUGGCAUCGCCAUAAUCAGCAGCGUGGACCUCGUAGACAGCCUCAUGGACGCGGCUCGGUGGUCGGAGAUGUUCCCGUGCAUCGUGGCGAGGGCGAGCACGACGGACAUCAUCUCUAGCGGCAUGGGCGGCACGCGCAGCGGGUCAAUCCAGCUGAUGCACGCGGAGCUGCAGGUGCUGUCGCCGCUGGUGCCGAUCCGCGAGGUGGUCUUCCUUCGGUUCUGCAAGCAGCACGCCGAGGGGCUGUGGGCCGUGGUCGACGUCUCGGUGGACGCCAUCCUCCGACCCGACGGCGGCGGCAACCACCACCACCACCACGCGCACAACGGCGGCGCCGCCGGGUACAUGGGCUGCCGCCUGCUCCCCACCGGCUGCAUCGUGCAGGACAUGAAUAACGGCUACUCCAAGGUCACGUGGGUUGUUCACGCGGAGUACGACGAGGCCGUCGUGCACCAGCUCUACCGCCCGCUGCUCCAAUCCGGCCAGGCCCUUGGCGCGCGCCGCUGGCUCGCCUCGCUCCAGCGCCAGUGCCAGUACCUCGCCAUCCUCUGCUCCAACUCUCUCCCUGCCCGCGACCACGCCGCGAUCACGCCGGUGGGGCGGAGGAGCAUGCUGAAGCUGGCGCAGCGGAUGACGGACAACUUCUGCGCGGGCGUGUGCGCGUCGGCGGCGCAGAAGUGGCGGCGCCUGGACGAGUGGCGCGGCGUCGGUGAGGGAGGAGGAGGAAGCAGCGCCGGGAACGGCGGCGGCGGCGCCGCGGGCGAGGGGGAGGAGAAGGUGCGCAUGAUGGCGCGGCAGAGCGUGGGGGCGCCCGGGGAGCCCCCCGGCGUGGUGCUGAGCGCCACCACGUCGGUGCGGCUGCCGGUCACGUCCCCGCAGCGCGUGUUCGACUACCUCCGCGACGAGCAGCGCCGCGGCGAGUGGGACAUCCUGGCCAACGGUGAGGCCAUGCAGGAGAUGGACCACAUCGCCAAGGGCCAGCACCACGGCAACGCCGUCUCCCUCCUCCGCCCAAAUGCAACAAGUGGCAACCAAAACAACAUGCUCAUCUUACAGGAGACCUGCACAGACCCAUCCGGCUCUCUGGUGGUGUACGCUCCGGUGGACGUGCAGUCCAUGCAUGUCGUCAUGAACGGUGGCGACUCCGCAUACGUCUCUCUCCUCCCCUCCGGGUUUGCCAUCCUUCCGGACGGCCAUUGCCAGUCGUCAAACCCCGCCCAAGGUUCACCAAACUGCAGCGGCGGCGGCAACAGCAGCACCGGCGGUUCUCUGGUCACGGUGGCAUUCCAGAUCCUGGUGAACAACCUGCCCACCGCGAAGCUCACCGUGGAGUCGGUGGAGACCGUCAGCAACCUGCUCUCCUGCACCAUCCAGAAGAUCAAGUCUGCGCUCCAGGCCAGCAUUGUCACGCCCUAAGCUAGCGGGCAUUUGACAUGCAUUCCGGCGGCCACCGAUUCUCACUGAAGGACCACGGAGACGGAUGCCAUGUCAAAUGCUUAGCUCGAGGCAGGGUUGAGCUCGUCGCUUUCAGAGGAUGCAAUUAAGGGAACGAACUGGUGCUUGAGAGGCAGUGAAAGAAGAUUAAAAUAAAUUAUAUAGUGUGGAGUAUAUGUUGCAUAUAGAGCAAUAUAUGGGGUGAGGUACACAGGGAUUAAGUCAAGAACGAACCGCGUGCUAGGCUUUAAUUGCUUGAGCAAACAUGUUUUACUAUUGCUCAAGCUUGAUAUGCUCAUGUGGUGGUUCGGGUAUUGACUUAAGUCUCUGGCAAAGAAAGUGAAACCCCUAGGGCUUCUCCUAUAUUAUAUAUGUAGCAGUUUGUUUUAACCAUUUUGUGAAGAGUUUUGUUUUUUGUUUUUAUUUCUCUGAUAUAGGGAAAUAUAGAGAGAUGAGAGAUAUGCAUGCCCCCUAGGAUAUAUGGCUUUGUGUUUGUAACGUUUGUGUAGUGUUAUAAUUCGUUUGAGUUGAUAUGACAUAUAUGUUUUGUUUUGUGUGUUCUCAGGUGGAUAAAAAUGUUCUAGUGUAGCUCAUGUAUUGUCUUUGAAUAGAGGAUACAGACUGGCAUACAUAGGUUUGCCAUCUCAUUUCUUU
Messenger RNA from Sorghum bicolor (sorghum), 3988 nucleotides. Its product is annotated as homeobox-leucine zipper protein ROC6. Gene Ontology annotation, biological process: regulation of DNA-templated transcription. The record is from RefSeq and is a predicted model, not a curated record. The transcript is spliced from 9 exons. Lineage: Eukaryota; Viridiplantae; Streptophyta; Magnoliopsida; Poales; Poaceae. The coding region runs from base 698 to 3316 and encodes 872 amino acids. Gene Ontology annotation, molecular function: DNA binding; DNA-binding transcription factor activity, RNA polymerase II-specific; lipid binding.